AUGGAUCUCCGGAAAGGCUACUGCCAAGUGCGCAUCGCAGAGAGGGACGAGCCAAAGAUAGUGUUUGUGAACAGAUAUGGAGCAUACAAGUGGUUGGUUAUGCCUUUCGGUUUAACCAAUGCACCUGUCACCUUUUCCACGUUGAUAAAAAAGAUGUUUCACCCCUACUUUGACCAGUUUGUGGUGUACUUGGAUGACAUAUUCAUCUACAACAACACCUUCAAGGAGUGGCAAGAUUUUCUAGCAGAAUUCGACUACAUCUUGGAGUAUAAGCCGGGGCGAGGCAAUGUUGUGGCCGAUGCACUUAGAAGAAAGGCCGAGCUUGCUACCAUCACUACAACUGACUGUGACAUUCAAGAUGCAAUCCAGGAUGACAUGCAACACGAUCUAGAGACCAAGAAUUUAAUGGAGCUGGCUGCCAAGGCAAGACUAGGCGCUUUUGGGUGGAAGAAGGCCUCUUGCUUUCUUCCAUUUGGAGGAUAUAUGUACCUAAGUUUGGAUCGAUGA
Molecule: messenger RNA, 507 nt
Organism: Solanum pennellii
Lineage: Eukaryota; Viridiplantae; Streptophyta; Magnoliopsida; Solanales; Solanaceae
Exons: 2
Coding region: 1-507 (168 amino acids)
Source: RefSeq, a predicted model, not a curated record